Molecule: messenger RNA, 831 nt
Organism: Pyrenophora tritici-repentis Pt-1C-BFP
Lineage: Eukaryota; Fungi; Ascomycota; Dothideomycetes; Pleosporales; Pleosporaceae
Product: Maf, Nucleotide-binding protein implicated in inhibition septum formation
Molecular function (GO): nucleoside triphosphate diphosphatase activity
Source: RefSeq, a predicted model, not a curated record
AUGGACGUCAAGGAGCCGCUACUCCCGUCGGAACCUCCACCGUCGUAUGAAGAUGCACGAAAGUCACCACUAGCACACAACAGAUCAGCAUCACAAGCCAGGAGACCACCACCAGGUCCUCCUCCUCCGCUGAACUUGCCCGCAUUGAAUGAGUUGAGAGGAUCCAGAGUUGUGCUUGCGAGCGCAUCACCAAGGCGGAGACAACUUCUAGCACAGGUCGGGUUGACAAAGAUCGAUGUAGUCCCCUCCAAGUUCGCAGAGAACUUAGACCACUCUCUCGGCGCCCUGAACUACGUGCUCCAAACCGCAUCCGCCAAAGCGCACGAUGUCUACAGAACGGAGAUCAACAAUGCAGAGAGGGGUGAACCGGGAAUCUUGAUCGCUGCAGAUACAAUAAUAGUAUCACACGAUGGACGGAUACUGGAGAAGCCACGGAGCGAGGCGGACCAUCUGUCCAUGUUGAAGAUGCUGAGAGAUCAGGGCGAGCACAAGGUCAUGACGGCUGUUGCGGUGAUGCGACCGUUGGAAUCGGCUGUCGAGCCUGGCUAUGCGAUGGAAACCCAUGUUGAGGAGACGACGGUCCGAUUUGAUCCUACUGUUACCGACGAACUUAUCCUCGCAUACGUCAAAACACGCGACGGCAAUGACAAAGCAGGCGGCUACGGCAUUCAGUCUGGCGGGUCCAUACUCAUCGAGCGUAUAGAAGGAUCGUAUGAUAAUGUUGUUGGGCUACCGCUACGGGCUACUUUGAAGCUCAUUGAGAAGGUCAUGGUGCCCGAGGAAGAACAAGGGGACGACUUCUUUGUGGAUAGCACAGAGGGCGAUGAAUAA